UAGGUUUAUAAGCUUAUGGAUAUUAGUGUCAAAUUUCACUUUCUGGAAAGGCAAUUUCAAUUUUCAUCUUCCAAAGCACACGGUGUGCUAGUGCUACUGCUGCCUGCCAGUGGUGGUCUACCCUCUCCAGCUACUCCUGCAGGGGACUGUGUCGUAUAUUUUACUUCAACCUGUCGUUUGUCAGCACCUGGUUGCCUUUGGACAAGGACGGUGAGACGUCCAGCUUUGACUGUAAGAGCUUAUGUGCCUGAGAGUCUGACACACGUCUGUUCAAUGGCUACCUUGGGCUCCACCUCUUCUGCCUUCAUCACCGCCACUGUGCCUGAGGGUUUCCAUUAUGAAACCAAGUACAUUUUGCUCAACUACCUGGGAAUGCUGCCUGUUAAUAGAUCACAGGCACUAACCACAGCUCAAGGAGAUGCCCAGAAUGAGGGAGAGAGGACCACAAUGAUAAAAGGGCAGAUAGCGGAAGAGCUGAGACAACUGGAAGAUGAAAUCGCUGCCUCCUUUUCCACAACAGGCUUCGACCGACACACAUCGCUGGUGUUCAAUCCGGCCAACCCAGAGACCUCUAUUGAAGACUGCCUUGCUGCAGUGGGUGACCGGGUGGCCAGAGUACUUGACACACACUUGGCAGCAGCCGUACACACCCUCCUCGCAGGGCCUCUGGACUACCAGAGAUUCCGAGACACAGCAGUGGAUCUCUCAACACACACACAGGGAGGCUGGAACAAGGUGCUUGUGCCUUUGGUGCUGCUCCAGGCUUUACAAAGCGAGGGUCAGUCACUGACAACUCUGUUGCAUCUGGGGUUGCGCUUCCUAGAGGAGGAUGAAGCUGACUGCAUCAUCCAGCAAGGAGGAUGGGGCGAAAUAUUCAGCCUUGAGUCAGAGGAGGAGCGAGGUGAGACCAUCGCUGAAGACAGCAACGACAUUUACAUCCUCUCAGGGGAGCAGCAUCCUGACCAGCUCAGCCCCCCCUCCUCGCUGCUCUGCACUGGAGAAAACAGCAGUGGGCAGAGCUCCUGGCAGACGGAAAGCUUACCUGUGUCUCUGGCCGGCCACGAGUCUUGGGCACAGGUUUGUGCAAUGGACCCUGAAGACGUCAAGAGCCUGGAUAGCAAUGAGGGCGUGGCUCUGGCUGAAGAGCGCAGCGAAAACAACUCCUCAAAUUCGGACAUUGUCCAUGUGGAGCGCGAGGAUGCUGAGCUGCUCGAGGAAGGCGGUGAAGUCGGAGCAAUAGAAGAAAGCAUGAUGAGUGUUUUAGGCACAGAGAGCGAGCUGGCUGAGCUCAGGGAAGAAUUUAGGGAACAGACUCCACUUGUUCCAGUGUCAGCUGAGGCAGACUCCACAGCCCCGACCUCCCUGCUUUCAUUAGAGGAGCCAGUUGUAAUAGAGACGCCUGCAAUCUUGUCAGCAGAGCCUUCCCUCACCUCCUCAGAACCAGAGCUGCUUCCCCUGGUCCCAGAAGCUGCUGCUCCUGCUCCCUCUGAGCCAGAACCUGCAGCACCUUUAUCUGUUCCUGCAGUAGAACCAGAGCCUGAGCCACAACCAGCUGCUGCCACUGUCCCAGUGCCUGCUGAGGUGGCACCCCCAUCUCUGGCCAAGGAAACCCCAGCAGCAUCAGCAAAGCCUGAAGGCACCUCAGAACCAGCUCCUGAAUCAGAACAGGAACCGGAGCCUGUCACAGUGCCUCCCCAGCCAGAACCAGAGAUCGUGGCAGAGUCAGAGGUCCCGCUGGCUGCACCCCCUGUCCUAGAGGCCCCUGCAGAAGCCCCAGCUGAGGAGUCCCCAGUGCAGCCAGAGCCAGAAUCAGAGUUCCCAGUGCUGCUUUAUGGAGGAGCUGCACUGGUGGUCCUCGCUGCUGUAAUGGCAUACGGUAUCAUAAGCUACAGGAGGAAGUAGAAAAGUAUCUUUGUCAGGGGAGGAGCAAAUUACAAGAUGUUAAGGUAGAAAUAAAUGUAAUAUUACACAAAUUGCGUUGGGUUUAUCAAAUGAGGCUGCAUUUUUUUUGGUUUUUUUAUCUGCGAAAAUGGCCCCCCAGCAAACCAAAACCUCACCUCAUCUACAAACUAACUGCUGGGAGUCCUGGCUGCUUCACCGCAACAGGUGCAAACACAGAAAGGGGAAAACAAUGCACUCCACUGUUCUCCUUAUUUUUGAUGUAUUUUUUUUCUCUCUCAAUCCUUUUGGGUUAACUUAAAAUUUUGUGUUUAAACUCCAGCCCUUUCAUUGUGAAAUUGUGUGGACUAACAUCCCUCUUCUAUCAGUUUUGGUUUCUGUAGUGUUCGUGGCUCACUGUUAGGCUUGUUUUGUGCCAUUUGAGUCAGCGUAGCUCCAUGGAAAUUCACUGGCAACGCUCCCAUAGCUAAAGUAAACCUCAAAGCCCACAUUUACUGUUGCAGUGUGACUCAAGUUUUUCUAGCUGUCUCUCUUUUGCAUUUAUUUAUAUUUUUCCCCUCUGUGGUGAGUUAAUCUGAUACUUUCUCUGAUAAACAACAAAAACAUGAAUUGCUGAUGAUAUGGAAAUGAAACCAGUAAUUUGAUUUUAUGUCAGUUUGAAACUACUUCUGACACAGGCACAUUAGGGUUAGAUUUGUUCCAUAUUUCACAGGGGAUUUGUAUCACUGCAUGUGCAGCAUGUUUUAGUUUUUGUGUAUUAAAACAUUAAAGAUUGUGCCCAAGAAUGGAUGAAAGUAUUUAAAUGUGUCCUGAGGUACAGUACUGCUGCUACAUUUUGUAGAAAUUAUACAUCAAGCAUGCUGAUGUACUUCAAGGUCCCGAGUCAUUGUUUUUGCCAUAUAUAAAUCUGAAUAUACUGUGAAGGUCCAAAAAACCCAAACGGUUAAAUACAGCAACAUUCUUGUUGCAAUGGAUUUUCCCAUUUUAUUCAUACAGUAUAAGGUGUCAAGCAGUACCUUAUGUAUGAGUUGGCUACAUUGUGUAAACUGUACUACACUGUGUUAGCAUUAGCUAAACAGGAACAUGUCAGCCACUGCCAAAGUGAGCAGUAUUACUCCAGAUAAGGAGAGUAGCAGGAAUAUGACUACAGCACAUAAAUUCAGUCAUUCCUUUGAUGUAAAUGGAUUUAAUGAUGUAAUUUACUGAAUGGGCAACAGGAACCACCUUUUCUCUGCAAUUUAUUUCCUGCCUUUACUUUUUCUGCCUGGUGUCUUUAGUCCCCAGUAUUUUUCUCUGUACCCUUUUCUAUUACUGCCCAUAAUGUAGUUACUCAUGCCACAGCCUUCCAAUGACAGUUGCAGCUGUCCCAGUGACUGUUUGUCCAGUUAGGAUUUCAACUCCAUACCCUCCCUGAGUAGAAUGAGGUAUUGAAGGCAAAAAUGGGUUCUUCAGCGACAAUCAAUACAGUGUCAACCUGUGUGUAUGGUUUCACAUAUGCAUAGAAAGCAAUGACAGUAACUGAAACUUGAUAAAGAUGCACUCGACCUCUUUUGUUGCUAUGAAAUUACAUCUUUACAUGAAUAUCAUACAGCUUGCAAAAUCGCCGCAGUUAUUAGUGAGCCAAUACACAGUGCAGAGUUCUUAAACAGAAAAUGUGAACUGUUAUGGGAUCACGUCCAGUCUUCCCCCACAUUCACUUUAGACAGAAUAUUUGCCUGCCCUUUGGGAAUUCGUCAUUGAGUCGUGUCGGACUUGAUUGAUUAAAAAGGUGACAAACUCUUUUUUUGCCCUCAGUGCUGCUGCCUCACCACUUAAAUAUUUUCUCUUUGAGAAUCUAGGGAUAUUGUGGUAAGUUGUAUCACUAUGAAAAUGUACGAAUGGCUGUUAAAACAUGGUGUUGGACAGAUACCAUCUUCUUUGAUACAGAAAGGAUGUUACCAUGUAUGUCAGUCGGUGUUACACGUAGUGUACUCAUGGACUCAAACUACGCCUGCUUUCAAAGAGAAACUGUUAAAAGUACAGAGUAGGACAGAUGUCAAAAGGCCACAAACAUGACACUUUGUACCUUGAGUUUCCUACAAUACACUGUUUGAGAUGAGAAUAAUAAAAUAUGUUUGAGAACCUUU
Siniperca chuatsi (mandarin fish) is the source of this 4025-nucleotide messenger RNA. It is a transcript of the gene bcl2l13, whose product is annotated as BCL2 like 13. The transcript is spliced from 8 exons. NCBI's taxonomy places the organism in Eukaryota, Metazoa, Chordata, Actinopteri, Centrarchiformes, Sinipercidae. Gene Ontology annotation, cellular component: mitochondrion. The record is from RefSeq and is a predicted model, not a curated record. The coding region runs from base 16 to 1902 and encodes 628 amino acids. Gene Ontology annotation, biological process: regulation of apoptotic process; apoptotic process.